Bombyx mandarina (wild silkworm) is the source of this 6060-nucleotide messenger RNA. RefSeq names its product ATP-binding cassette sub-family C member 10. Gene Ontology annotation, molecular function: ATP hydrolysis activity; ATP binding; ABC-type transporter activity. Gene Ontology annotation, cellular component: membrane. Gene Ontology annotation, biological process: transmembrane transport. The record is from RefSeq and is a predicted model, not a curated record. NCBI's taxonomy places the organism in Eukaryota, Metazoa, Arthropoda, Insecta, Lepidoptera, Bombycidae.
UUUUGAUGAUUUAUUAAUUUUGAACUUUUUAACAUCAAAUCAAUGAGAAGUAAACUAGUGCUUGUUCAAAUCAACAAAUAUUAUUCAAAAUAAAAGGAAAAAGAUAAAAAUUAAACAGUAAACUGAUAACUUACGAUACGUACAGUAGAAAUACAAUAAUUAUCAACAAUAGAAAGACGAAACAUGAAAAAUGGUUAUUAGUUGCGUGUUUCAUUGUGUUUUAUUUAUAAAUCUACAAAGAACAUACUUACCCUUUCUAAUUAAAUAGUAGAAUCUUAUAACAGUGCCCUUGUGACUUAUUGCGGAACAUCGUAGAGAUAAUAGAAGACCAGAAUGUCUUUUAUAUUGAAUAUAAAUUGGAAAUGGGAAGAUAUGUGCGGGCCUGGAGGGCUUCAUCCAUGGAAUGAUGCCACGAAAGACUUCAGCGUGUGUUUUCAAGAGCUAUUCUUACAAGUACCAGUGUACUUUAUAAUAGCUAUAGUAUCAGGGUAUUUUGUUGGAUAUCGAAAAGAUUGGGUGAUACGAGAAAAAACUCAAGAACGUGCCAUAAUAUUUCGAAGUUUUGUUGUUUUAGGCUUAGCCUUCAUACCGAUCAUAGAAAUAUAUAUAUUUACUACCAAACCUGACUUCACUCUAUAUCCAGUAGACUAUUUUGCUGCUGGUUCAUCCUGUUUAGCAUGGCUGGUGCACUUUGGAUAUGUUUUAGCAUUGAAACACCGUCUUGGGCGUAGCUCUCGAGGUCCAGUAAUGCAAUUAUUUUUAUGGUGCUGUACAGUUCUUUUAAACCUGAUAGCUCUCCGUAGCAACAUCAUUUCUGGUUCACAAACAGGUUUCAAUACAGCUGCAUUAUGUUGUCACGUACUGUAUUUUUUAACUCUGAUUCCUUCAAAUUACUCACGACCAACAUUUUACUCGCCAUGCUUAGUAGGCUCCCAACACUCUCAUAGCGAGUACACUCCACUGAUACCCCAUGUAGAUGAUGAUGUUCUUGGUACAGCUAUGCAGGGCAACAGCUUUUUUUCAAAGUUGAUGUUUACUUGGGUGAACCCUUUGCUACAAAAAGGUCUGGAGAAUAAACUAAAAGAUCCUGAAGAACUUUUCGACAUACCAGCAGAAUAUCGUAGUUCAUAUAUUGGUGCCAGAAUGGAUCGAGCAUUGGUUGGAAAUGUUGAUCAUCACCAACAAUAUGCUGAUAUACCACAUGAACCUUUUAUAAGCACAGGAUAUGGAGCUAUAGGUGAAACAGUGCCACAAGCCUCAACACCUGUAACAUCAACAUCACGAGUUCGGGUCCACCCCGUACGACGACAAAAUGUUUCCUUAUUACGAGCACUGCAUAAGGUUUUUGCAGUAGAGUUUUACAGUAUUGGUUUACUUAAAUUGGUAUCUGAUAUGGCAGGUUUUGCAGGACCUCUUUUAUUGAAUAAGUUGGUUGAAUUUGUUGAAGAUACUACAAUUGAUGAACAUAUUGGGUAUACUUUUGCAGUUAGUCUUUUGAUAGCAACAUUAGGAUCGACCAUAUUUAUUGUCCAAUUUAAUUGGUUAAUGUCCAUAAUUGGACUAAAGAUGCGUGGUGCGCUAGUCACCACCAUUCUAAGGAAAACCUUAAGUGUGACUUCAACUGAGCUGACUAAAGCGUUCUCUGUUGGUGAAAUAACAAAUUUUAUGUCUACUGAUACUGAUAGGAUUGUGAAUUCAUGUCCUAGUUUUCAUGCUCUAUGGAGUAUACCAUUACAGUUAUUUAUAACACUGUUUUUAUUGUAUCAACAAGUGGGACUAUCUUUCCUUGCUGGAGUAGGCUUUUCAGUUAUUCUAAUACCAAUAAACAAACUUAUUGCAAAUAAAAUUGGGCAAUUAAGCACAGAGUUGAUGAAGCAUAAGGACACUAGAGUCAGUUUGAUCAGUGAUUUGCUAAAAGGAAUUAGAACUGUAAAGGUUCAUGUUUGGGAAGAUUAUUUUGUGGACAGAGUAUCAGGGGCACGUGCAGAAGAGAUGCGUUACCUCCGAGGCCGCAAGUAUUUGGACGCGGUAUGUGUUGUAUUGUGGGCUACAACACCGGUGCUGGUCGCAGCACUGACGCUUGGUACACAUGCGCUGCGGGGACAACCCCUAGAAGCACCGACUGUAUUUACAACAGUUGCCUUAAUAAAUAUGUUGAUAGCUCCAUUGAAUGCGUUUCCUUGGGUCCUGAACGGCCUCACAGAGGCUUGGGUUUCAAUAAAACGAAUACAGAAGCUUUUGGAUUUACCGGACAUGAAUUCGGAGGAGUACUACGACCGUGUCAACGUGAACAGAGAUGAAGAUAAAAUAAUAAUAUUCAGAAACGCUACUUUUGCGUGGGCCAGACCUAUGAAACGAGAUAAUAUGAAGUUAAAUAAAGAAAAGGGGAAGUCGAAUAAGAAUAAACGAAAGCUUAAUAUUCAGAGGAGUGAUUCUCUCACGUCCGAAGAAGGCGGACAAGAUGCGCCCUUUACAUUGAAGGAUAUAUCAUUAGAAAUUGGAAGAGAAGAAUUUAUAGGUGUGACCGGAUCUAUUGGUAGCGGAAAAACAUCUUUACUGCUGGCUGUUAUUGGUGAAAUGUUAAAGAAAAAUGGAGAUCUUCAACUUCCAGAAAGUCUCAACAGCUUUGGAUACGUAGCACAAAAGCCAUGGUUAAUACGUGGGACUAUUCGUGAUAAUAUUUUGUUCGGGAAACCUUAUGACGAAACAAAAUUUAAAUCGGUGAUCGACGCAUGUGCUUUAACAGAAGAUUUAAAUGUACUCGGUUGGAACGCGUAUGUCGGUGAAGGUGGAUGUACGCUAAGCGGAGGACAGCGUGCUAGAAUCGCUUUGGCACGAGCUGUAUAUCAAGAUAAACAAGUAUACUUAUUGGACGAUGUGUUGGCGGGUCUGGAUGCCCGUGUGUCGCAGCACGUGUUACAACACUGCCUGAUGGGCUUGUUGCGACACACGACGCGACUGUUCGUCGCACAAUCACCGAAACAUCUAGCUAGAGUCUCACGUCUACUGGUACUGCGUGAAGGCCGUAUAGUUAACGAAGGACCCCCUGAAAUGAUCUUACACGAUAUUGAGGAAUAUUUGCCAAGUGAUUCAGAAUCUUUGGGAGACGAUCUUCCUAGGCAAAAACAGAUUGAACAAUCUGAUGAAGAUAACAUCAGCAGAAAUAGCUUGGAUGAUGAAGAAACAGUGUCAGAAGGAACCGUCGGUUUUUGGGUCAUUGGAUUAUAUUUGAAAUCAGUUGGAAUAUUUCUCACUGUCGCAAUAACGCUAUCUCUAAUACUAAUGCAAGUCUCGCAGAAUUUCACAUUCUUUUGGCUAACGAUAUGGUUGAAGAACAGAACUAAGAAUUCUACAGCUCUGACCGACUCUGAGUUCAAUUUUCACGAGAACACGACUGUUCUAGACCAUAGCUUUAACGCUGUAGACGGCAUCGUUCAUAAACUCAUCAACACGACAAUGAUGUUGAUAAAUUCUAUUGACGGGCAUAAAAACAAUGUCAGCGAGCCAUCAUUAAGCUCGACCCUCACUAAUGCCCGUGCGACACUAGAAAUCAGUAUACCACAGUACAACGACAACUUCUACUUGGAAGCGUACUUCGGAUUGGCUGGAUUAAAUCUUGUGUUCACUGUAAUGAGGGCUUUCCUCUUCGCUUAUGGAGGCGUGAAAGCAGCUACUAAAAUACACAAAGUGCUUUUGAAAGUUAUUGUCAGGGCACAAGUGAAAUUUUUUGACGUCACUCCUAUUGGAAGAAUUGUUAAUCGUUUUUCAUCUGACACGUAUACAGUUGACGAUUCGUUACCUUUUAUUUUGAAUAUACUUUUGGCUCAAUUCUUUUCUCUCAUUGGCGCACUGGCGGUGACAAUAUACGGGUUGCCGUGGCUGCUGGUGGGCGUGGCGCCCCUCGCCUUCGUGUACUACCGGCUGCAGCGCGUCUACCGCAUCACCUCGCGACAACUGAAACGUCUACAGAGCGUCACUCUCUCCCCUAUCUACACGCACUUCAACGACACCCUCGAAGGUUUGAGUAGCAUACGCGCGCUGGGCGGCGCGGCGGCGUGGGAGGAGCGCGGCUGCGAACUCGUGGAGUCGUGGCAGCGUGCGGCGCUCAGCGCGAGCGGCGCGGCGCAGUGGCUGGCGCUGCGACUGCAGGCCGCCGCCGCCGUUCUCGUGGUAGCGGCCGCCGCGCUGGCUGUGCUGCAGAGGACGCUGCACACCGCCGACCCAGGGUUGGUGGGUCUGGCGAUAUCCUACGCGCUAUCCAUGACUUCGAUGUUGAGCAAUGUGCUCAAUUCUUUUACGGAAACCGAACGAGAAAUGAUAGCCGUCGAAAGGGUAGGAGAAUAUAUUAGACAGGUUGAAAUUGAGAGUGUCGACGGUGAAUCUCCUCCAUACGGUUGGCCGUCACAUGGCGUUGUUGAGUUUGAUGAUGUCCACCUUAACUACAGUGUCCGCGAGAGGGCGACGGCUGCGUUGUGCGGCGUGUCGUUCACGAGCUGGGCCGGCGAGAAGCUCGGCGUCGUGGGACGCACUGGCGCCGGGAAGAGCUCGCUGCUCGCCGCGCUGCUCCGGCUGGCGCCGCUCUCGCGGGGGACAGUGCGAGUCGACGGCGUCGACGUACACAAGCUACAUCUGCAUUCACUCAGGUCUCGUAUCGGAGUGAUACCGCAGGAGCCGUUCAUAUUCAGCGGCUCGAUCCGCGAGAACGUGGACCCGCUCCGUCAGUACUCGGAGACGGAGGUGUGGCGCGCGCUGGAGGCGUGCGGGGUGAGGGACGCGGUGUCGGCCCGCGGCGGCCUGCACCACUCCGCCGCCUCGCUGUCCCGCGGCCACGCGCAGCUGCUGUGUCUCACGCGAGCGCUGCUGCAGCGCGCCAAGGUUCUUUUGGUUGACGAAGCCACCGCGAACCUCGACCAAGAUACCGAGCGAUUGAUCCUUGAUACGAUUCGGUGUUCGUUCAGCGGCGCGACGGUCCUGUUCGUGGCGCACCGACUGGCCGGCGUGCUGGAGUGCUCGCGCGUGCUCGUGCUCGGCGGGGGGAAGGUUCUGGAACUGCGCACGCCCGACGACGCGCUUUCCGAUCAAACCUCUUACUUUUACAACAUGCUCUACGCUUCAUAGAUAGAUAGCGGUAGGUAGCGGCUUGGCUCUGCCCCUGGCAUUGCUGAAGUCUAUGGGCGACGGUAACCACUCACCAUCAGGUGGGUCGUAUGCUCGCCUGCCUACAAGGAUAAUGCCACUUUCUUAUGAACAAUAUACAUGGCUCAAGUAAAAAUGUACACAAUAAGUUCUCUUAUUUAUUAGCAUCGUAUAUGAGCAUGAGCAUGCGCAUGUUUGAUUGUAUUUUCGCCAAAGUUGAUAAUUUUCAAAAUCUUAACUGUUUUAUAUUGUUUUUUAUUGAUCCGCAUUAAAAUGAAUAUGAUAAUGUAGAGAUAAAAAAGUAUAUUUUUAAUUUAAGUGUUUUUAGGUUUAAGUUAUUUUUUUCUGAAAUUAUUAUCAGACUGAGUUUCGAACUAGUCUUGUUAUUAUUGGUCCAUUCAUUUGUUUCACAUUUAAUUAAUAUAGGUUAAACAGUCUUAAUAUAUUAUUAGGUAACAUGGGCAGAGACCAGCCCACUUCAUUCUAAAGUUAAUAGUUACCCACGUUACAUAGAUGUAAAUAUAAAUUGAUAUAGCCACACGCGUCUUUGAAAAUUAGCGUCACUGGCUUACUUUAAAAUGAGAUAUAACUUUUAAAUUCAUUAUCAACUAAAAUUACGAGUAAUUUAUUGUAUUCUCUAUUUCCGUUUUUAUCUAUUCUUCCUAAAUUUAAUGUAUCACACACACAAUCCCAUUCUUUUCAUUGUUGUAUUAUUUUUAAAUAUUCCAUUAUUGAUUAUAUUUUAACAUAAUAAAUUUGCGUUAGACCGCCGCCUAUUUCAAAUGAUCAUGGCCGAUAUGUUAGUUUUUUAACUUCCUUUUCACCUUACUAAAAAUAACUACUAAACCGCCAGUUUUUAAUUAAAAAUAAUAAACAUGAUUUGUAAAAUUUUAUGACGAAGCUUUUUCACUCGUGGUAGGACCU